Penicillium pulvis is the source of this 906-nucleotide messenger RNA. RefSeq lists its product as uncharacterized. NCBI's taxonomy places the organism in Eukaryota, Fungi, Ascomycota, Eurotiomycetes, Eurotiales, Aspergillaceae. The transcript is spliced from 2 exons. The record is from RefSeq and is a predicted model, not a curated record. The coding region runs from base 1 to 906 and encodes 301 amino acids.
AUGAAUUUGAGUAAAACACUCGGUUCAUGCAAAGAGGAAGUGAAAGUAUCGAGAAUGGGUCAACUUCGCGCCGAGGAGAGAUUCCGUCGCCAAACCCAAAUUCUCGGAGAACGCAACGCAGUGUUGGAUGCCUCUCUCGAAGAGAACAACUCACUUGCCAUCCAACAAGCCGCACUUCAAAGAUGGACUGAGCGCUUAGAUGAUGAUGAGGCCAGGCAAAUCACCGCGCAACUUUACUAUGACCUAGAGAUAUGGGUUAAGCGGCAUUUUCCUCACCUUUUUCCCGCAAACAAAGCCUCACAUGCCAAUCCCGAUAUUCCAUCUGCUUACGAAAAUGGCUGUCUGGAUGCAUUCUACAACGCCUUUGCUGUCAUAUCAUACCACGUCUUUGAUAAAUUCCUGACUCGCACAAUGGUCGGUAUCAUUGAUUCUGAUUUCAGCAAGACGGUUUCAAUGCUUGACGAGAGAGUACGGACAGAAUGUCCAGCACAUGUCUCUCAACACUGGCGCUCCGCAAUGAGCACAGCGACGUUCUCAAUUGCUGAUGGGUAUCUGGAUGCUGAAUGCAAACAACUUGCUCUGCAAUUGGGUUGGCAGAUACAGCACUCGUCCAGAGAGCCUCACAGGCAAAAUGAAGGCUUAUCAGAGCUACUAGGGCAGUUUGUGAAGCUGAAGUUCAGGUUAGAUUCCCAAGCUGACCUCUACACCUUCAUGAUGCCAGUGCAUGGCACCCCUUUCAAUGAAGAGGACAUGACGAGUUUUACCGGACAACUUUCUGAAAAUGGAAGCAUCCGGUAUUGUCUUUCUCCAGCUCUGUUCAAGACAUCAACACGGUGUGACCCAAUCCUAAUUAAGAAAGCAAUUGUGAUAGCCGACAUGGACUGGCAGCACUCCAGCGGGCGGUGA